ACUUGGUUUCGUUAUCGUAAGACAAGGGUUUUUGGUAGAUGUAGUUUAUAAUUACUUCAAACGUUAUUAUUUGUCAUGAACGACAAAAGCAUUUGAACUACAUUACCCAAGAGGUAAUAAUCCUGAUCCGUAUGUUUGUAUCCUGCCUUUUAACACCGAUGACAGCUGGAGGAUGGAGGCUGUAUUAGCCAAGUAUGAAAACCAGAUAAAUGUUUUUUCUGAGUACCUUGAAGACUUGCCUGACACUGAUGAACCUGUUUGGAUUUUAGGAGAGUGUUACAAUGCUAAAACAGAAAAAACAGAGCUGCUAUCAGACGUCCACUCGCGUUUAUGGUUCACAUACAGAAAGAAAUUCUCUCCCAUAGGGGGAACAGGCCCCUCUUCGGAUGCAGGCUGGGGAUGCAUGCUACGGUGCGGGCAGAUGAUCCUUGCACAGGCCCUGGUAUGCUCCCAGCUUGGACGAGCCUGGCGUUGGAAGGCAGAUGCUGGACAGCCUGAGGAGUACCAGCGUAUCCUCCAAUGUUUCCUGGACCGGAAAGACAGCUGUUACUCAAUACACCAAAUGGCCCAGAUGGGAGUUGGCGAAGGGAAGUCGGUGGGAGAGUGGUACGGCCCCAACACAGUGGCCCAGGUGCUCAAGAAGUUGGCACUGUUUGAUGACUGGAACUCCCUGGCUGUGUACGUGUCAAUGGACAACACUGUGGUGAUCGAGGACAUCAAGAAACAGUGCCGCCAGGAGAGCCGAGGGAGCAGACUGCGUCCAAGGCCCUGCGGCUGGGGAGAACCCUUCGCUUCUGGGGUGACACCAGAACAAGCCUGUUCUAACACUCAUGGGAACCGAGCCACGACAUGUCCACUCUCCCAAUCUCAACUGCUUUCCGACUGGAGGCCCCUGUUGCUUGUGAUACCUCUCCGCAUGGGAAUCAACCACAUCAACCCUGUCUACAUUCAGGCUCUCAAGGAGUGUUUUAAAAUGCCACAAUCCUGCGGCGUUUUGGGUGGGAAACCCAACCUGGCCUAUUACUUCAUUGGAUUUGUAGGAGAAGAGCUGAUCUACCUGGACCCCCACACCACCCAGUCUGCCUUGGAGUCAGAGGCUGGCAGUGGAGUGGACGACCUGACCUACCACUGUCUUAGGAGUCCACGGCGCAUGAAGAUAACGAACCUCGACCCCUCUGUGGCCCUGGGAUUUUUUUGUAAGAGCGAGGAGGACUUUGACGGUUGGUGUAACCUGGUCCAGCAGGAGAUCCAGUUGAAGAGAAACCUGCGGAUGUUUGAGCUGGUGGAGAAUCACCCAUCCCACUGGCCCCCCUUUGUUCCCCCCAGUAAACCAGAUGUUCAGACCACAGGGGCAGAGUUUAUUGAAUCAACUGACAAGCUGUUUGAGUCGGAAGAGGAGUUUGAGAUUCUCAAUGUGUGACCAGCUUUCCAUCCCGUCCUCCCAGUCCGGUGGAUCAUGGCAAAUAAGUUGAUUCCCUCGGCUUACCAUGUUCCAUACUGUGCUCUAGAAGUGCCUCAGAACAAUACCCAAGCAAAAACUGCUUACCACUUUGCAAAAAAAAACAAUACUGUAUGAAGAAAGAAGGGUGGACAACCACUUGAGACAAAGUGAAAAAAAUGAAGGCAAGAAAACAGCAUGUACAGUUAAAGAAAAACCUUUUUUUUCUCACUUUGAUGUUUUAACCAGGAUAUGAAGCCAGGGAUAUCACAUUCACCCCUCAUAUAAAACAGGCUUUCUUUGGAAGUCUGUGUUAAAGACUUGUUUGGCAAUUAAGAGAGCGGAAAGCUGUGUAGAUGCAUGAACUGCAUACAACUGCAAGAGGUACAGUCAGACUUCAUAUCACACGCCUCUUCCCAAAAGAGCAAGAGGACCUAGCUGAAGAGACAAAUGGAUGAUAUCUGAAGCCAUCUCCUCAGCACACACCACCUCCUGAUGCCAGGAAACAGGAAAUAUGCAGACAUCUUUCAGUGUUAAAAUAAAACAUUCAAGUAGCUUUUUUUUUUUUUAAAGAAAAGUGCCUCUGAAAUAUAUUUAUGUUCUUCGAUGGCUGGGGUAAGGGUUUUUCUGAGGUUUUGGACAGGUGAUGUGGAACACCCCUGUACACUCAUGUAAAUAUGCCUGACAAUAAAGAUAUUUAAACACUUUU
This is a messenger RNA of Esox lucius (northern pike), 2147 nucleotides long. It is a transcript of the gene atg4a, whose product is annotated as autophagy related 4A, cysteine peptidase. Gene Ontology annotation, molecular function: protein-phosphatidylethanolamide deconjugating activity. The record is from RefSeq and is a predicted model, not a curated record. The transcript has 13 exons. Bases 173 to 1420 code for a protein of 415 amino acids. NCBI's taxonomy places the organism in Eukaryota, Metazoa, Chordata, Actinopteri, Esociformes, Esocidae.